AUGACAUACAGCACAAAAGAUGAAGAUGAGCGCACAAAGAAUCUUAAAAUCAUCCAUGCAAUCUAUUUAUCGACAAUUGGCAAGCAAAUCAUGGAAGAAGCCGAAAUCGAAGAAGGCAAAUUCAGAAAACCUUUCGAUACACCAGCAUUUCGCAUAACAGCCGAGUAUGUUGCCCAAUACCUUUACGGAAAAAUCAUGAAUAACACACUUAAAACCGUUGAAAAGGAAACAGAUCAAUACUGUCGCCUCAGACACGAUGAGUCAUGGCUCUAUAGAAAGCUCAGAGUAGAGCCAGGACAGUCACUUAUUGGCACUCUUCUUGACUCUGUUUCAGAAGAUGUUACUGUUUCUUCAACCAUCGGAUCAAAUUCAACUUCUGGCAGAAGAAUGAAGCCAAAAUCUAGAGGACUUGAUAACUCUAUAUCAGGAUCCGAUGCUCCACGCCCAUUGCGUCCAAAGAAGGAAACACAAACAGCAUCAAUCGAUGAUCAGUCUGUAGACUUCAUAGAAUCCAAAGAUUUCUCACAAUUUACGACAGUCCUCACCACAAAUGUUGGUGCAGAUUACCAACAAGACACUACAAUGUCAGCUGUUUCUGGAUUAACCUUUACAGAGCUCGAUGCAACAGAUUCAGAUGAUUUCGAUAAGAACUACGAUCCUCGUGGCAUUAAUGCCAGACCGAAACCGCUUCCAAAGCUUUCUAAACGCGAAUUGGCCGAUUCCAAAUUCAAAGCCGAACAAUACGAGACAACAAUGACACAGACAAACAUCGAUACGAUUGGAUGCACAGCAGAUUACCAAGAGCACAAGAAGCUCCGCCGCGAAUUGAAGGAUGCAGGAAUUAUUGAUCCGAAUGCAACGACAAUGACAACAUACCACGAUACAGUAGAUACAGAGGACAGCUUCCUCAAGCCACAUCCUCGCUAUGCACCAGAAACUAUCGACUCUACAUGGAUGGAACUCGAGCAACCACCACAAACAAAUACAUUUGCUGUUGGCCAGUGUCCAUUUGCUAAGGAUUUCCAGGAGAUUGUGUCCAGAAAGAAGAAGAUGGUAUCUAUGGGAAUGCAGACAUCGAAACAACAUUCAGAAAAGAAAGAUAACAUCGAAUCUCUCGGAAUUGCUCCUGCUCCACCUCUUCCAACUAAUAUCAUCGAUGCUGCUGCAUCCCCUCAAGAUGUCAGACAACAGGUUGUUCAUGAAAUGCUCGGAAAAGACUCACAGGAACUAGAGCCAUAA
Trichomonas vaginalis G3 is the source of this 1239-nucleotide messenger RNA. RefSeq lists its product as uncharacterized. The record is from RefSeq and is a predicted model, not a curated record. The transcript has a single exon. The coding region runs from base 1 to 1239 and encodes 412 amino acids. Lineage: Eukaryota; Parabasalia; Trichomonadida; Trichomonadidae.